Molecule: messenger RNA, 591 nt
Organism: Bathycoccus prasinos
Lineage: Eukaryota; Viridiplantae; Chlorophyta; Mamiellophyceae; Mamiellales; Bathycoccaceae
Exons: 1
Coding region: 1-591 (196 amino acids)
Molecular function (GO): protein binding
Source: RefSeq, a predicted model, not a curated record
AUGUCUACCCUUCGCGCAUUUUUGAAACGAACAGGGACGCAAGGCGGUUCGGUCGUGGAAGUCGAAGGCUCCUUCGACGGAUGGCAAACGCGGACGCAGCUCCAUCGGUCUGGGAAUAGAGAGUUUUCGGUGAUUAAAUCGUUUCCACCUGGGGUGUAUCAGUAUAAAUUUAUCGUCGAUGGAGAGUGGAUGUACGCGCCGGAUCAGCCGGCGAUGUACGACGAGAUGGGGAACGUGAACAACGUGUUGGAGGUGCAAGAGUACGUGCCGGAAAUUUUAGAUAAUUUGGACCAUUUCGCGGUACCGAGUAGUCCGAAGGAGAGUUACGACGAUUAUUUGUUUUACGGGGAGGAUUUUAGUAAAGAACCGCCGGCGAUGCCGCCGCAGUUGAAGUUGACGUUGUUGAAUAUGCCGCCGAUUCCGUACGCGCCGAAUUUGUUGCCCAGGCCGCAACACGUGGUGUUGAAUCACGCGUACGUAGAUCAGAGUAAGGCGAACCAAGGAUUGAGCGUGAUUGGAACGACGCAUAGAUAUAGGGCAAAGUACGUAACGAUAGUGUUAAUGAAAUCCUCGAACUCUCAAGAUUGUUGA